Perognathus longimembris pacificus (Pacific pocket mouse) is the source of this 1620-nucleotide messenger RNA. RefSeq names its product opsin 3 (gene Opn3). Bases 123 to 1331 code for a protein of 402 amino acids. Gene Ontology annotation, cellular component: membrane; photoreceptor outer segment. The transcript has 4 exons. Gene Ontology annotation, molecular function: G protein-coupled receptor activity. The record is from RefSeq and is a predicted model, not a curated record. NCBI's taxonomy places the organism in Eukaryota, Metazoa, Chordata, Mammalia, Rodentia, Heteromyidae. Gene Ontology annotation, biological process: G protein-coupled receptor signaling pathway.
UCGAAUCCUUCCGCACCAUGGCCAGAGCUGCUCGCCGUGUCCGCGCCGCACCCUGUGACUUGUGUGCGGUGGGCCGCUCGUGCAGCUGAACCUUCUGGGGCCGAGCGCGCGGGCGCCGGGCCAUGUACUCGGGGAACCGCAGCGGCGGCCAGGAGUACUGGGUGGACGACGGAGCCGCCAGCUCCGCGGGUCCGGCGCCGGCGGGGACCCUGAGCCCCGCGCCUCUCUUCAGCGCGGGCGCCUACGAGCGUCUGGCGCUGCUGCUGGGCUCCACCGGGUUGCUUGGCGUCGGCAACAACCUGCUGGUACUGGUCCUGUACUACAAGUUCCCGCGGCUCCGCUCUCCCACCCACCUCUUCCUGGUCAACCUCAGCCUGGGUGACCUGCUGGAGUCCCUGUUCGGAGUCGCCUUUACCUUCGUGUCCUGCCUGAGGAGCGGCUGGGUGUGGGACGCCGUGGGCUGCGUGUGGGACGGGUUUAGCCGCAGCCUCUUCGGGAUUGUUUCCAUAACCACCCUCACUGUGCUGGCCUAUGAACGUUACAUUCGUGUGGUCCAUGCCAGGGUGAUCAAUUUCACAUGGGCCUGGAGGGCCAUCACCUACAUCUGGCUCUACUCACUGGCCUGGGCAGGAGCACCACUUCUGGGUUGGAACAGGUACAUCCUGGACAUCCAUGGACUAGGCUGCACUGUGGACUGGAAAGCCAAGGAUGCCAACGAUUCCUCCUUUGUGCUCUUCCUGUUUAUUGGCUGCCUGGUGGUGCCGGUGGGAAUCAUAGCUCAUUGCUAUGGCCACAUUCUGUAUUCCAUACGAAUGCUUCGUUGUGUUGAAGAUCUUCAGACAAUUCAAGUAAUCAAGAUUUUACAAUAUGAAAAGAAACUGGCCAAAAUGUGUUUUUUGAUGGCCCUCACCUUUCUGAUAUGCUGGAUGCCUUCUAUCGUGAUCUGCUUCUUGGUGGUUAAUAGUCAUGGGCACUUGGUCACUCCAACAAUAUCUAUUGUUUCUUACCUUUUGGCUAAAUCAAGCACUAUAUACAAUCCAGUUAUUUAUGUCUUCAUGGUCAGAAAGUUUCGAAGAUCCCUCUUGCAGCUCUUAUGUUUCCGGUUGCUAAGAUGCCAGCAGCCAGCCAAAGACCUACCCACAGCGGGAAGUGAGAUGCAGAUUAGACCCAUUGUGAUGUCACAGAAAGAUGGGGAUAGGCCAAAGAAGAAAGUGACUUUUAAUUCUUCUUCCAUCAUUUUUAUCAUCACCACUGAUGAAUCUCUAUCUGUUGAUGAUAGUGACAGAAGCAAUGGGUCCAAGGCUGAUGUAAUCCAAGUUCGUCCUUUGUAGAAAUGAAAGAUGGAGCCUUGGAUUGGACAUUAUAAGGAUUGUUCUGUAGUCCUCAUUCUAUGUGCUAUCAACACAACUUUUGUGGCCCAGCAGGAAAUUGGAACUGCCAUAUGUUCUGUGGCCUCAUCAAAUCGUUUUAAUUCAAUAGGUGCUUUACACGAAGAACCACUUAUGGCACAAGAUGGGCGCCUGGCACCAUCAUCUUCUAAUGUGGUGGAAAUUUUCAUUUAAAAAUAGUUUUAAAUGACUAUAUUUGCCGAAGCACAUAAUACAUUUUCUUCAAAGGUAA